This is a messenger RNA of Rotaria sp. Silwood2, 2532 nucleotides long. The record is from the annotation of a GenBank genome assembly. NCBI's taxonomy places the organism in Eukaryota, Metazoa, Rotifera, Eurotatoria, Philodinida, Philodinidae.
AUGAGUUAUACAUUUGCUCUCUUACGUGUGUAUAUAUCCUAUCUUGAUUCAGUACAUUACUUUCGACCAAAAGAAAAACGAACAACACUCUAUUAUGAAAUUCUUAUUGGUUAUCUUGAAUAUGUUAAACAAUUAGGAUUUAUUUAUGCACAUAUAUGGGCAUGUCCACCAAGUGAAGGUGAUGAUUAUAUAUUUCAUUGUCAUCCACCUGAACAACGUGUACCAAAACCAAAACGUUUACAAGAAUGGUAUAAAACAAUGUUAGAUCUAGCUAUGCAUCAACGAGUUGUUGUUGAUUAUAAAGAUAUAAUGAAAGAUUUUACUGAGAGUGCUUUAAAUAAAGCAACUGAUAUACCAUAUUUUGAAGGUGAUUUUUGGACAAGUACAAUAGAAGAUUUAAUUAAAGAACUUGACAUAGAAGAAGAAGAUAGACGAAAAUUUGUAGAACUUGAAGCAGUUAAAGUAUCUGAUGAUGGAUAUUUUGAUGAUUCAAUAGAAACAGAAGAACCAACUGAAACAUCCGAUAAACGUAAAUCAGGUGGUGGUACAACACAUAAAAAGAAGAAUUUCAAAAAGACAACUAGUCAACGUCGAAUAACUCGAAAAAAUAUGACAAAUGGAAGUGAUCUUAUUUCAAAGAUUUAUGCGAUGAUGGAAAAACAUAAAGAAUCAUUUUUUGUUGUUCGUUUACGUAAUCCAAUGUCAAUUCCAGCAACAUUAACCGAUACAGAUCCAUUAAUACAAUGUGAUUUAAUGGAAUCUCGCGAUGCAUUUUUAAAUUUUGCUCGUGAAAAACAUUGUGAAUUUUCUUCAUUACGUCGUGCAAAAUAUUCAACUAUGAUUUCAUUAAUUGAAUUACAUUCAUCAACAGCCGAUAAAAUUUCUUAUACAUGUAAUUCAUGUCGACAAUUAUGUGAUAUUCGAUAUCAUUGUACAGUAUGUGAAGAUUAUGAUUUAUGUAGUAAAUGUUAUACCACACUAAAACAUGAACAUCGUAUGGAACGUACAGAUGAUGCAAAUGAAACAAAAACAAAUUCAGAUGCAACAAUUAAUAUUCAACAACAAAGACAAUUAACAAUGCAACGAAUGUUAGAUGCUAUACGUCAUGCUGUACAGUGUCGAAAUGCAAAUUGUAUAUAUAAAAAUUGUGCAUUAUGUAAAAAGUUACUACAACAUACAAGAGAAUGUACGAAAGCAUCAAGAAGUCAAUGUCAACAUUGUAAUAAAUUUCUCUCACCUAUUUGGCUUCAUGCUAAAACUUGUAAUGAUCAAAAUUGUUUAUUACCUUUUUGUGCAAGUUUUAAAAGUAAAAUUCAACGACAACGUGCAGCAACUAUGCAAGCUGAUCGAAGACGUAUUAAAGCAAUGCAUCGAGCAAAAAUGGGACCAGGUCCAUCACCAAUUAAUUCACAAAAUUCUGAACCAACAACAUCUGGAAAAUAUCAUCAUUCAAUGGAAUCAGCCUCGCCAAAUUCAACUGGCAAAAUGAUGCCAUCAGGUGGUAAAGGUAGUAAAGGUGGUAAACCUUCAUCUAUGAGUGGAUUAGUUCGUACUAAUUUAUCACAACAAUUACCAGCUCAGCCACAGCAUCCUGUUUAUUAUAAUGGCGGCAAAGGUAAUCCAACUAAUGGUAAUAAUAAUAGUGGAUAUCCUAUGAUGAUGACGACACAUCCUCAACAAACAUCACAACAAUGGAUAUCAUCACAACAACAGAUUCGAUAUGCAUCACAUGGAGGAAAACCGAUGGUUUAUGGUCAACAAAGAAUGCCUUAUGGAGGUGACCCAUAUAUGAUGAGACAACAAGCACCACAAGUACCAUCAUCAUCAUCAUAUCCAUAUACAUCCAAUAUGGCUGCACAAGGUUAUUCAUAUUCUCAACCAAUGGAUAUCAAUACAUUAGGUACCGGAAGAAGUGGGAAACCGAUGUUAUCACAACAACAGCAACAGCCACAACAACAACAACAACCACAGCAACAAAUACCUAAUCGAUAUCCCAUGAAUUCAUAUUAUAGUCAACCUACACCAAUGCCAUAUCCACAACAAUCACAAAUUCCAUCAGUAUCACAUCGAUCUCUUUCACAAGGUACAACUCCUAAUUAUUCAGUAUCAUCAAACAGUGCAAUGAAUAAAUCAAAUUUAAUUGAUUCAAUGGAAAUAAAAACUGAAGAUAUUUUUGAUGAUCAAUCAAAAUUACAAACAUCUCAAUCACAACAACAACAACCAAUGUUUCAUCCAUUAUUACAAUCUUGCUCACGUCCAUCCUCAACAUCCUAUUAUCCAAAUAUGCCACAAACAAAUAAUACAUAUUAUACUUCACAACGUUCAAUAACACCAACAUCUGAUUAUAAUAUGUCUGUAGCACGUGGUAUUCGACUAACAUCUGUACCAACGAAUGCUUAUGGAACAUUAUCAGCUCAACAACGAAUUUUUGUUCCACCUUCAACAAGUGAUCUUACAACAGGUAUUAAUAAUAAUAAUAAUACAAUAGGACUUCAAUCAACGCCACCUCCAUCAUCUAUACCUCCUCAUUAA